GUUGUGACGCCUGAAUUGUCUGAAGCUGCACAAGUGAACACAUUCUUUCGCAGUGCCACAUACUGCUCUAUAGACUCUAUUAUCAUGUCCAUUCGAGACGUCCUCACGAAGCACUGUCUAUUCAUCCUCGUCGUUCUCAACGUUCUCUUCACCUCCUGGCGCGUAGGCACGCAUCUCUCACCGUUGCAUUCUCGAGGCAACUCUAAGGGUACGUGCCCACUUCAGCUUGAGCCCCUACGACAUAGCUGAUGAGGCAAAACUCGUUGUCCAGGACCUGGCUCACGACCCUUCUCGUACCUCAAUGACGACUAUCCACUGGAUUAUGCAUUCGGGGACCUCGACACCGUCGCCAUGACCCUUCAUGAAUCGGUCCAUUUCACACUGAACGGCACAGACCCCGUCAUAACCGCCGAAUGGGAGAGCCUCGCCACUCAUCCAGACGGCUUCGGUCGCACACGGUUGGGUCCCGACCACCGCCUCUUCGUCAUGACGUUCUACCACCAGCUGCACUGCAUCUGGAAGUUCCAGCAAGCUCUCGUGGAGCGGAACGACCCCACUGCGUCCAAGCACCAUGUGCAGCACUGCUUGAACUAUCUGCGGCAGACGUUCCUGUGCGAAGCGGCUGACAGCGUAGAAGAGGGAGACUUCAUGGAUAGGAACUUCGAGCAGGAUCGAAUUGGCGAUACGUUGGUCUGCAGAGAUUGGGAAAAGGUAUAUAACGUACUAGACGGUGCUUAUGCGGAAUGGGAACAGUGGAGCCAGAAAUGGAAUUGAUACUUCAUGGUCGUCACACACGCUGAUUGCCUGUUUAUACUACGAGUGUCCAUCUCAUGAACAGGGCAAGUGAUGAGUUUUCGAGUAGUAAAGUAGGCUGCUAUUCAGGUUACAAUAGCGUUUCUGAACGAAUUUGAGACGUCUUAGACACCUGAGCGAAAGGGUUCGUGUU
This is a messenger RNA of Fomitopsis serialis, 946 nucleotides long. RefSeq lists its product as uncharacterized. The transcript has a single exon. NCBI's taxonomy places the organism in Eukaryota, Fungi, Basidiomycota, Agaricomycetes, Polyporales, Fomitopsidaceae. Bases 352 to 774 code for a protein of 140 amino acids. The record is from RefSeq and is a predicted model, not a curated record. Gene Ontology annotation, biological process: mycotoxin biosynthetic process.